AUGGAAUCUGCAGAAUUUGCCCCGUUCCAGGACAAAUUGACCUCCGCCCUAGUGCAGGUGACCCGAACCGUUGGACAGCUCUCAUCUGAAGACCUCAACUUCCAUCGCACGUCCAGCGCAGAGUUCUCUGAGUCGCUAGAUGAACAGAGUGAGCGCAUCAUUGCGCUGACAUCUGCCGUUAUCAAAGCUGCCACUGCUGGCACCGAUAUCACCGGUCCGGUCCUUAACGAUGAAGAUUCCGUUGAGGACAAUUGGCGCGGCGUGGUGGAUGUGAUUGACUCACUUUUGGAAAAGGCCGAUGCUUGUUUGGAUGAAUUCACAGGAGUUAUCAAGAAGUUGAGCCCUUCACAGGAGGAACAAGCUCCUAUCGUGAAGAAAACACCCAACUUCCCGACCAUUUACGACUACGGCCCGUCGAAGAUCCCCAAGCCGCAAUUGCUGUUCGAGCGCAAACCCGAUAACACUGAUAUGGGCCCCUUCAAGCCUCUUCUCAAGUCCAAGCCUCAUGCGAUUGUCCCGUUGGAGAAGUGCCUGAAGACAAAGAAGAUGGAGGGUGCAGUCGGCUAUCCUCAUCCUUACGAGGCGGAGAUUCUUGCCUCGGAGUACCCGAAGCCAGUUUACCAAGUCUCUCCUCCGGUCGAAUAUUUGCCUUUUGAGAGUACCACGGCUACUUUCGUUGAUACUUUGGAUGGAGUCAAGGAAAUGCUGGAGGAGCUCAAGCAGGCGAAGGAAAUCGCUAUCGAUUUGGAGCACCACGACGUACACUCCUACCAUGGUCUUGUCUCUCUGAUGCAAAUCAGCACCCGGGACAAGGAUUGGGUUGUGGAUACCUUGCAACCCUGGCGAGAGGAUUUGCAGAUGCUGAAUGAAGUGUUUGCGGAUCCAAAGAUCUUGAAGGUCCUGCACGGUUCCACAAUGGAUAUCAUUUGGCUGCAACGCGACUUGGGCCUGUAUGUGGUGGGGAUGUUCGAUACUUUCCACGCUGCAUCUGCAUUGGGUUUCCCAAAGCGCAGUUUGAAGUUCCUGCUGAGCAAGUUCGUCAACUUCGAAGCCGACAAGCGGUAUCAGACUGCCGAUUGGCGAGCACGCCCACUUCCACAAGCCAUGUUCGACUAUGCACGAUCCGAUACUCAUUAUCUCCUCUACAUCUACGACCGCCUACGAAAUGAUCUCAUCGACAACUCGACUGAGGAGGCUAGCCACAUUGAUUACGUCAACGAGCGGUCUAAGCAUGAAGCCCUGCAGCGUUAUGAGCGCCCUGUCUAUGAUGCUGUCAAUGGACAUGGUGCUGGCGGCUGGUAUGAUCUGCUCUGGCGCAAUUCAGGCAACCUCCCCAAGGAGCAAUUUGCUGUUUUCAAGGCGGUCCACCAAUGGCGUGACGAAGUAGCGCGCGCUGAGGACGAGGGUUGGCAGUGUGUCUUCCCCAAACACAUGCUCUUCAAGCUUGCUACAAUCAUGCCGUUGGAUAUGGGAACUUUGUUCCGCACUCUGUCACCCAUGACCCCUAUCACAAAGGAACGGUCACACGACCUCUUGGACAUCAUCAAGCAAGCCAAGCUUGCGGGCAUUGAUGGUCCAGAAUGGCGCGAUGUGGCACCCCCGAAACACAUCAUCAAGGCUGUCGAGGCUGCCAGCGCAGAAGCUGAACCUGUCAACUUCCCCAUUGCUGAACGUUACGAAACCUCUCAAUUCUGGGGCAAUGUCUUGGAAGCCACAGAAUCACCCCCUCCUCCAGAAUAUGCCCUUGCUGCCGGUGCGGAAGCUCUACGCCUUUCUCUUCCCCUGCCACCUAUGCCGAUGACUGUUUCUGAGACUCGGGAACAACUCGGCACCGCAAAGCAACCCGCUCCUGCUCCCAAGCCCACACCCGCCCCCGCUCCCCAGGAGCCCGAGGAGAAGAAGUACUUCACCGUCAAAGACCUCGGCGGUCCCCGCAAACGAAAGGUCACUCCCGUCAACAACCCUGAGCAAGCUCUCCCCAUUUCCGCCGACCUCGACGACAUAAGCAACGACGCCGACUCUACUCAAAAGAAGAGCAAGAAAUCACGCAAAGAAAAGAAAGCCAAGAAAGUGCAGCCCGAGGCUGAGGCUCCCUUCGAUUAUGGCACCGCCGAUGCCGUUCUCAACGCCCCGUCUACUGCCAAAGCCUCUCAUCCUCGCAAAAAGGCCUUCAACCCAUACACUAAGGCUAUGGAGGCCCCCUCAGGCGCGCGGAAGACCAAGCGGGAGACUCCCGGCAAGUCUCUCACAUUCCGCCAAUAG
This is a messenger RNA of Penicillium paradoxum, 2262 nucleotides long. RefSeq names its product exosome nuclease subunit RRP6. The transcript has a single exon. NCBI's taxonomy places the organism in Eukaryota, Fungi, Ascomycota, Eurotiomycetes, Eurotiales, Aspergillaceae. The record is from RefSeq and is a predicted model, not a curated record. Gene Ontology annotation, molecular function: nucleic acid binding; nucleotide binding; 3'-5'-RNA exonuclease activity. The coding region runs from base 1 to 2262 and encodes 753 amino acids. Gene Ontology annotation, cellular component: nucleolus; nuclear exosome (RNase complex). Gene Ontology annotation, biological process: poly(A)-dependent snoRNA 3'-end processing; histone mRNA catabolic process; TRAMP-dependent tRNA surveillance pathway.